This is a messenger RNA of Gasterosteus aculeatus aculeatus (three-spined stickleback), 1702 nucleotides long. It is a transcript of the gene rad51, whose product is annotated as RAD51 recombinase. Gene Ontology annotation, cellular component: condensed nuclear chromosome. Gene Ontology annotation, biological process: mitotic recombination-dependent replication fork processing; chromosome organization involved in meiotic cell cycle; DNA recombinase assembly. Lineage: Eukaryota; Metazoa; Chordata; Actinopteri; Perciformes; Gasterosteidae. The record is from RefSeq and is a predicted model, not a curated record. Gene Ontology annotation, molecular function: ATP-dependent DNA damage sensor activity; DNA strand exchange activity; double-stranded DNA binding.
UGUUUGUACGUCGCGCGCGGGAGCUUUCGGUUAUUAAACAGUCGCUCGAGAGGAACUGGGAGACAGCAGGUACGCGAAUCUGAGGCCGCGUCAAAGGGAAAACGAACUUUUAUAGUAUAUUAUUAUAGAAACUAAAGGUCUCACACUCCGACCAUGGCGAUGCGGAGCGAGGCCAGGGUGGAGACGGAGGUGGAGGAGGAGGAAAGCUUCGGGCCGCAGCCUCUGAGCAGGCUGGAGCAAUGUGGCGUCAGCGCCAGCGACAUCAAAAAGCUGGGGGAGUCUGGUUUCCACACCAUCGAGGCAGUGGCCUACGCACCCAAGAAGGAGCUGCUCAACAUCAAAGGCAUCAGUGAGGCCAAGGCCGACAAAAUUCUAGCGGAAGCUGCCAAACUUGUGCCGAUGGGUUUCACCACGGCUACCGAGUUCCACCAGAGGAGAGCGGAGAUCAUCCAGAUCUCCACCGGCUCCAAAGAGCUCGACAAACUGCUGCAGGGCGGGAUCGAGACCGGCUCCAUCACGGAGAUGUUUGGGGAGUUUCGGACGGGGAAGACCCAGCUGUGCCACACGCUCGCUGUUACCUGUCAGCUGCCCAUUGAUCAGGGGGGAGGAGAAGGCAAAGCCAUGUACAUUGACACAGAGGGAACCUUCAGACCAGAGAGACUCCUCGCAGUGGCUGAGAGGUACGGGCUGGUAGGCAGUGACGUUCUGGACAACGUGGCUUACGCCCGAGCCUUCAACACGGACCAUCAGACCCAGCUGCUGUACCAAGCCUCCGCCAUGAUGGCCGAGUCCAGGUACGCCCUGCUGAUAGUGGACAGCGCGACAGCUCUGUACAGAACGGACUACUCGGGCAGAGGCGAGCUGUCGGCGCGACAGGGCCACCUGGGUCGCUUCCUCCGCAUGCUGCUCCGGCUGGCGGACGAGUUUGGCGUUGCCGUGGUGAUAUCCAACCAGGUGGUGGCGCAGGUGGACGGGGCAGCCAUGUUUUCCGCGGAUCCCAAGAAACCGAUUGGAGGCAACAUUCUGGCUCACGCCUCCACCACGCGUCUGUAUCUGAGGAAAGGCCGAGGAGAGACGAGGAUUUGCAAAAUCUACGACUCGCCCUGCCUGCCGGAGGCUGAAGCCAUGUUUGCUAUUAACCCCGAUGGCGUGGGCGAUGCCAAGGACUGAGCUGGCAGGGGGGAGGGGCUAAAUGUUACUGUCACACCUUCGGACUCCAUCCCAGACUAAAGGGAAGUGUGUGUGUCUGUGUGUGGCCUUCACACGGAGCGAUGGACUGACGAGUAGUCCCGAGAGGAAAGGUUGUAUGAUUUGAUGCCGACGGAGGCAGAGCGGAUGAGACGGCCUGCGGAUCUGCAUCGCAAACAGUUUCACACUGAAGCACGUUAGAGACAGAAGAGGUUUCUCAUAAUUACAGGAUCUAUGAUGAGCUACUGGUUUAUAAUUACCAGAUAUGCCUCAUAAGUGUCUCAGUACUGAUAUAUAGUACUAAAGAUACUAUGUGAUAAGUCCUUUUAUUUCUUUGUUGGCAGACAUGCACCACCCGAGUUUUGUCUCAGUGGUAAAAAGAUCUUUUGUGUUUGUUUCCAUGGUGUUUUUGUUGAAUGCCAUCGUUUUGAUUAAGUGUUGUUUGACUUCUUCUUCCAGCUCUACUGGUUUGUGUUUGUCUUUACGCGUCAAUUAAAUUUGUUUUGCCAUUAAA